UCAAUGUCGUUCAUUCAAUCCGGGCUCUUCGGGAGGAACGACGCGUCUGCUCGUUUCCUCUCAGUUGUUUUCGGGAUUUUCAUUGCUACGGUUAUCGGCAAAACUUCCUACCUAAUAUUUUCAUUUAAUUUUGUGUCCGACCCAAUGCGGUCUUUUUGUUUCAAAGUAUAAAUUUUGUGUUAAAAAUGGAUGCGAAUAAAGACGAAGUGGAUACGGCUGGGUAUGAGAAGGACGAAUUGUUAGUCCUUGGACUCCCAGCCUACGAGGCCGCUGAAAAGAAAGAACUUUACUGGAUGAGUGGUGUGGCUGAUUGUUUCUCGACGGUGCUGUCCAUCUUCCGACCGGACGAGAUGAAGCCAACAAGGGAGGACCAGUGGGAGGUGCCCUUCGAGGCUGUCAGCGAGCUGGUGUACCUCGGCUCCGGCGCCCAGGGAGUUGUCUUCAGCGGCAUGUUCCGCGGAGAGAUGGUCGCCGUCAAGAAACUGCGCGACAAGAGCGAGACAGACUUCAAACAUCUACGCAAACUCAACCACGAGAAUAUCGUGAGGUUCCGCGGCGUGUGCACCCAGCCGCCCUGCUACUGCGUCAUCAUGGAGUUCUGCCAGUACGGCCCGCUCUACGACUUCCUGCACAGCGGAGUCACCUUCGCCCCCAAACAGAUCCUCAAGUGGGCCAAGGAGAUCGCCCAGGGCAUGGCCUAUCUGCAUCAGCACAAGAUCAUACAUCGCGAUCUUAAAAGCCCUAACAUCCUGAUCGCGGACAACCUGGUGGUGAAGGUGAGCGACUUCGGCACGAGCCGCGAGUGGGACGACGCCAGCGCCAUCAUGAGCUUCACCGGCACCGUGGCGUGGAUGGCGCCCGAGAUCAUCCGCCACGAGCCCUGCUCCGAGCGCGUCGACGUCUGGUCCUACGGCGUCGUCCUCUGGGAACUGCUCACCCAAGAGGUGCCCUACAAGAAAGUUGACGCGCGCCCCGUGCUGGCGCACUACGGUGUGGGCGCGGAGGGCGAGCUGGCGCGCGUCCGCGGGACCCCCGCCGCCGAAGGCCCCGACAUUGAAGCCCUGCGGGCCAAGUACCAGAACUUGGAGGCGCAUGCCAUCAUGUGGGGCGUAGGCACCAACACUGUGAGCCUGCCCAUCCCGUCCACGUGCCCCGAGAGCCUCCAGCUGUUGAUGGCUCAGUGCUGGAACCGUGUCCCGAGGAACAGGCCUCCGUUCAAGAUCAUCGUGGCCCAUCUGGAGAUAGCUGGUGGCGAGCUGAGUUCCAUCAGGGCCAACAACUUCGGGGCUACUCAGGCUGAGUGGCGCAAGGAGGUGCAAGACUCCAUGGACAAGAUGUACAACCAGUCCUCGCCGAACCCGCUGCCGGCGGACGACGCGGCCUGGCAGCGCCGCAGCGAGCUGCGCCACGCGCGCGACAUCCGUCAAGUCUACGAGCAACAGCUGAAGAGGGCCAAUGACCUGUACAUGGAGGUCUGCGCCGUCAGGUUGCAGCUGGAGCAGCGCGAGAAGACUUGCAGCGAACGCGAGAAGGCACUGAAGGCCUGCAAAUGCACCAGCGGCCUGCGCAAGAAGUUCAACCGCCAGGCCUCGUCCUCGUCCGACAGCGCCAUGCCGCAGCUCGCCUUCAUGGUGCAGGCCAUCAACAAGAACCUCAACCAGGCCUUGCGCAAGCGCAGCCCAGACGUCGUGCCCAAGGACGACCAAGAGGAAGAGGCCCCGUUCAACAACGAGGAGAACCCCACUGUCACCAUCAAGGUCGAAGAACUGUGCAGCUGCUCAGAGGGCGAAGAGAGCGACAACAACAAUGUCACCGACGAGGUCGAGAAGCAAGACAACAUGAAGAACGAGAAUGUGGUGGCCAAGGUGGCCGAGGCGGCCAUCACAAGCGUCAUCACCAAAGAACCGGUCGCUGUUCACCACAAGGACACGGUCGUGGAGUACAACGGCAAUCACCAGGUCAACACGGCCACGGUGCUCGCCAUCAAUGAAAACGACAACUAUGUGCCCGAUCUCGCCCAUGUUUAAGUGAAUAAAAGAAUGAUGAGUCUUUUUUUGGCUGUACACACAUUUAGAUGUAGAGUCUGAAACGGUUUGUUGACAGUCGAUUUGACCCGUAAACUGUUAGCCUACAGAAUGUUAUGUGCAAUAAACAUUUUGCCGUACAAAUUUGUAUGAAGUUUGCGGGCUAAACGUUCGGUGGACCAAAAAUUAUGUCAGCUAAAGGUUUGACAUAGACAUAUCGAGGUAUGAUCCACGCGGUAAUAUUUCCGCUAUGAUUGGCGGCAGGCCUUGGCAUGUUACAAUCGCAAUCAUAGCACGGAAAUAUUGCCGCGUGACAGCUUCCGCGGUAUAUCUGAACGCGCCUUUAGCUUACACAAUAUGUGAUCCGACGAAUAUUUAUAUCACAAACUUGGGGCAAAAUGUUCAUCCGACGUAAUAUUUUGUUGGGUAAAAGUUCACGGGUUAAUCGACAGUUAUACACCGUGACAUUAUCUACUAGGCAACUUCAGAGCGCUGAGCUUUUUCAUGGCUACGAAUUGAGCAAGCCUCAAAGUGUGGGCGCUGAUUGAUAAAUGAAUUUUCCUUCGAGUUGAGUGUUCAUGUGAUUUCAUGAAGGGGUUGUGCUUAUGUAGGGAUAUUGGAUGUUGAUUAUUGUAGAGAUAUUGUGAAUUAUGGAAUGAUGUGGGCAUUUUCCUCAAUUUGUCACCAUUUAAAAUGACUGGCGCUCUAAAGACUUCACUGCGUGCUAUCACUUUGCGGUUUAGAAGAGUAAAAUUUUUCCGGUAUUUGAUAGUUUUGGCAAAUUAAUUAUAGCAGCGAUGAGCCAAAGGUGGAACGUUGAAUGGGGACGUCAAAGUUAAUUGAAUACCCGAAAUGGCUCACUAACCACAAACUAUGGUAUCACAAUGUUGAAGUCUUUUUAACCGUCUUACAAAAAGUAAGGGGUACUUUAUGAUUUGAUUGUAGGCCGCGGUAGUAAUGUAGUAAAUCUAUUUACUUUGCAUUUUUCACUGUGAUUACAACGGAUAAAAAUAUCGGUGCGACACUCAUACUGUGCGUGCUGUCGUUUAUUUUUAAUUUUUUUUGGAAAAUAAUGUUUUAAGAAUAAUUUAAACAUGGUGUGUACGGCAUUUAUUAGUAAGUAGUCUUAGAAACAUUUUUUACUAGAUGUAGUAAUAAUAGGCGGUCUUUUACUUUUGUUAUUAUUUUAUUCUCUAGAUUUAUUUUGUUAUUAUCAUGACCCAUUUUGUUUUAUAUUUAUAUUCAUAAAUAUUAUUCAUAUAGUUUUUUUAUUGGGUCUAUAAUAUGAUUUAGCUUUAUUGAGCGGCAAAAUUUUUAAAUUUUACGCAUUAUUUUUUUUUUAAUUUAACUAGUAACGUCGAGCUUGUGUUGAGUUAAAUUUUUAUUCCUUUUUUCGAUGAAAUCUCAGUUGAUAAUACUCAUUUGCUAAAAUUAUUUUUUAAGAUCUCAUUUAUACGUUUGUGUCAAAAUUCAGUAUUAUUGAUUACAGCCGGACUGAUUAUGAAAUUAUUUUGGUUGGAUAUUUAGUAUAAAAAAUGUUAACAUUACUUUAUGCAGACUGUUUUUUUUAAAUUAUCGAAUCCGACCAAUUGGACAAAAGGGAACUGUUUUUUUAAUUACUCUUUAUAAUUUACUAUAGAUAAUUUAUAGGUUAAGUAAUUAAAUGUCAGUAGACGUAGGCGUUGACAGUGUUUAAUCGAUGUUAACAUAAUAUUAGUCUCACCACAAUUCCAUUUCAUCUAUGCUCAAGUACAUCCCAUUUUGUUCAUACCUUUUCCAGUUUAGAAGACCAACGUUUGGACACAGUAAAGUACCAGCUUUAAUUAGGUUAAACACUUGGAAAAGUUUUUACUAUGUUUUUUAUGGAUUUAUCGGUUGCAAUUGCGUAGUAUUAAAUAUUUUAAUGUCACCUGAAAACCACUGAAAUUAACACUAGCGCCAUCUAGCGUUUGAGAACGUAGACUUAUCGAUUUAUCGAUAAACGAAACAUGCAUGGAGGAAUGAUUACUAACUUUCAAUUACGCUACAGUAAAACGGUGUCAAUUUAAUAUAAAAUAAAAUGCACGCAUUUCCCCAUUUUCUUUUAAAAGUCGAUUAGUUUUUAUUUUUAACCAAAAAAUAUAUAAAAUAGCACGAUUUAUUUAAAUAACUAAAAAUUGCGACUUAUUUCAUCUUGGGUUUUGCUAUCAAAUUUCAAAAUUAGGUAUGAAAUUACAGUAAUUAGACUAAUUAAUUAUAGUUUGGCCAUAUCGAAUGUCAUGUAGAAAUGUAAAUUACCCAUUUCAGACGCUUCUCACAUCAAGAAGCUUUUCGCUAUUGGCCAAAUGACUAUUCGUCCACUAUCCUUAACAUUCCCUCUUCAAUUUAUUUGAUAAAUAAUAUUAAUAGUCAUUAGGUUAAGUUAGGUUAAGCCAGCAAGAUUCGAAACAAAAAUAACGGCAUCUGAUCGGUGGUUUCAGGAGAACAUCUACUCCGUAAAACAUUUUUUCCCACUGGAACAAGAAAUGAACAACAUUCGGUCAAAGAAAAAUACCUAUCUGUGCUGAUAUGUGAUACGAUACGAGUCGGUGAAUAUCAAACAUUUCUUGCUUAGUGAUUAAAAACAACUAUGGAAGCGCGAUUAUAAGAACUUUGUGAGUUCCAUGACCCAUUCAGUUCCUUAUGCAUUUAUUUAUGAGCGACCAUAGCCUGGUCUUCAUGGCCCAGUUCAAUAAAUUGUAGACGAUUAUCCAAGUAUAACAAAUUUCGGAAAAUUACCCUCACGAGUAACUUAAAACUAAAAUAACCUAACCCUAAAC
Molecule: messenger RNA, 4822 nt
Organism: Plutella xylostella (diamondback moth)
Lineage: Eukaryota; Metazoa; Arthropoda; Insecta; Lepidoptera; Plutellidae
Product: mitogen-activated protein kinase kinase kinase 12
Biological process (GO): protein phosphorylation
Cellular component (GO): cytoplasm
Molecular function (GO): ATP binding; protein serine/threonine kinase activity
Source: RefSeq, a predicted model, not a curated record